This is a messenger RNA of Anolis carolinensis (green anole), 5400 nucleotides long. RefSeq names its product BCL9 transcription coactivator (gene bcl9). Lineage: Eukaryota; Metazoa; Chordata; Lepidosauria; Squamata; Anolidae. The transcript has 7 exons. Gene Ontology annotation, molecular function: transcription coactivator activity; beta-catenin binding. Gene Ontology annotation, biological process: canonical Wnt signaling pathway; positive regulation of transcription by RNA polymerase II. The record is from RefSeq and is a predicted model, not a curated record. Gene Ontology annotation, cellular component: beta-catenin-TCF complex. The coding region runs from base 82 to 4344 and encodes 1420 amino acids.
GAAAGUGCUUCAGAACUAAUAACAAGGGAACUUGACAAGAGCUUGUCAGUGUGUGUGUUUGUGUGCGUAGGAUUUCUGUCAAUGCAUUCCAGUAACCCCAAAGUGAGAAAUUCCCCAUCAGGAAAUGCCCAAAGUAGUCCCAAAUCAAAGCAGGAGGUGAUGGUCCGUCCCCCAACAGUGAUGUCCCCAUCUGGCAAUCCCCAGCUGGACUCUAAAUUCUCUAACCAGGGUAAACAGGGGGGCUCCACAGGCCAAUCCCAGCCCUCUCCGUGUGACCCCAAGAGUGGGAGCCAUACACCCAAAGUGCUCCCCGGACAAGGGGCAAGCAUGGGGUUGAAGAAUGGGGCUGGCAGUGGUUCAAAAGGGAAAGGAAAGAGAGAGAGGAGUAUUUCAGCGGACUCGUUUGAACAGAGGGAUGCUGGAACUCCCAGUGAUGAAUCUGAAAUCAAAGAUAUUGGUUCUGCUGAUCAUACAAAACCACAAGAUUCCCAACAUACAAUGCACUCCAUGACACCUUCAAAUCCUUCGGUCCCACGUUCCUCCACACCUUCCCAUGGUCAGGCCGCCAGUUCAGAGCCAGGUAGCCUACAAAAGACUCCAUCCAAAGUUGUCUAUGUCUUUUCAACAGAGAUGGCUAAUAAGGCUGCAGAAGCUGUGCUGAAGGGACAAGUGGAAACCAUUGUUUCCUUUCACAUUCAAAAUAUCUCUAAUAAGGCGGAACGAAACACUGUACCUUUAAACACACAGAUUCCACCACUCCGAAAUGAUACAAAGCCCCAAGUUCCCUCACAGUUGCCUGUUUCUCAGGAGCAAACUCCUCCCCAGAAUGCCAAAAUGCAGCAAACUCCACCCAUUCCAGUGCCAGCACCAGCACCAAAAUCUACUGGCCCUCCUUGCCCUAUUGAUCAGGACAAUCCUGGAUUGGAGAGUAAAGGGAUGUCUGUAGGAAGUCCUGCAAACUCUACCCCACUGCAAACAGAAGGAUUUGGGCAAACCUCAACUCCUAAUAAUCGACCAGUUAGUCCAGUGUCCCAAGGGAGCAAUAGCUCCACUGCAGACCCUAAAGGUCCCAGCCAGCAGGUAUCUGGAGGGGACCCACCAAACAUGGGUGAAAAUCCAGAUGGAUUGUCCCAGGAACAGCUGGAGCACAGAGAACGUUCGUUGCAGACUCUACGUGAUAUUCAGCGUAUGCUUUUCCCAGAUGAGAAGGAAUUUGCUGGAGGCCAAGCUGGAGGUCCUCCACCAAAUUCUGGAGUGUUAGAUGGUCCCCAAAAGAAACCAGAAGGCCCAAUACAGGCCAUGAUGGCUCAAUCCCAAAGUUUAGGCAAAGGGCCUGGACCCCGGACAGAAGGAGGGCCCCCUUUUGGUCCCCAAGGCCACAGAGACAUGCCAUUCUCACCAGAUGAAGUUGGACCACCAUCCAUAAACUCUCAGUCUGGCCCUAUAGGACCAGAUCAUCUGGAUCACAUGACUCCUGAACAGGUGGCUUGGCUUAAACUGCAACAAGAGUUCUAUGAGGAGAAGAGGAGAAAACAAGAACAGGUUGUGCAGCAGUGUUCUUUACAGGAUAUGAUGGUUCACCAGCAUGGGCCUCGAGGGUUGGUCAGAGGCCCCCCACCUCCAUAUCAGAUGACCCCAGGUGAAGGCUGGGGACCCGGGGGCCCAGAACCCUUUCCUGAAAGCAUGGCUAUGCCCCACUCACUGCCCCCAAGGGGCAUGGCCCCCCAUCCCAAUGUACCUGGCAGUCAGAUGCGGUUGCCUGGAUUUCCUGGAAUGAUAAAUCCUGACAUAGAGGGCCCCAAUGUCCCUGUCCCAACUCCCCCAUCUAGACCUGGGCUUUCUGGUGUGCCUUGGCCAGAGGAUGUGCCAAAACUUCCAGAUGGCCGAAACUUCCCUCCCGGGCAGGGUGUGUUCAGUGGCCCUGGUCGAGGGGAAAGGUUUCCAAAUCCUCAGAGCUUGUCUGAGGAAAUGUUUCAACAACAGCUAGCCGAAAAACAACUAGGACUUCCCCCUGGUAUGAGCAUAGAAGGAAUCAGGCCUGGCAUGGAGAUAAGCCGAAUGAUUCCCCCUCAAAGACAUAUGGAGCCUGGCAAUAACCCUAUCUUUCCACGCAUGCCAGUUGAUGGAUCCAUGAGUCCCUCCAGAGGAGACUUCCCAAAAGGAAUGCAACCUCAGAUGACAGCAGGUAGAGAGAUGGAAUUUGGGAUGGGCCCCAGUAACAUGAAAGGAGAUGUCAAUCUGAAUGUUAACAUGAGUUCCAAUCCACCAAUGAUACCUCAAAAAAUGAGGGAAGCUGGAGUAGGCCCAGAGGAAAUGAUGAAGAUGCGCCCAGGAGUCCCAGAAAUGCUCCCCUCUCAGCAGAAAAUGGUACCCUUGCCAUUUGGUGAGCACCCCCAGCAGGACUACGCAAUGGGCCCAAGACCUUUCCAUCCAAUGUCUCAGGGCCCAGGUGUUGGUCUCCGGAAUCACAGAGAACAAGUAGGGCCUGACCAAAGGACUAACAACCGGCUUAGCCACAUGCCACCACUACCUCUGAACCCCUCCAGUAACCCAAACAGCCUCAACACAGCUCCUCCAGUUCAACGCAAUCUAGGACGCAAACCUUUGGAUGUCUCUGUUGGUGCCAGCCAGGUUCAUUCUCCAGGCAUAAAUCCACUGAAAUCUCCCACCAUGCGCCAGGUCCAGUCUCCUAUGUUGGGUUCCCCCUCUGGGAACCUCAAGUCCCCCCAGACUCCAUCGCAACUGGCAGGGAUAUUGGCAGGUCCGACUGCUGUAGCCGCUGCUGCUUCAAUCAAAUCCCCCCCUGUGAUGGGUUCUGCUGCCGCAUCUCCUGUCCAUCUCAAAUCACCGUCCCUCCCUGCACCUUCUCCUGGAUGGACUUCAUCUCCAAAACCCCCGUUACAGAGUCCUGGAAUCCCACCCAACCACAAAACGUCUCUUGCCAUGUCAUCACCAGCCAUGAUGGGAAAUGUUGAAUCAGGUGGCCCACCCCCUUCAACGGUUAGCCAGGCUGCUCCUGUGACUCUUCCUGGAAACCUUCCUUCAAGCAGUCCGUACACAAUGCCCCCAGAGCCCACCUUGUCUCAAAACCCUCUCUCCAUCAUGAUGUCCCGGAUGUCCAAGUUUGCAAUGCCUAGUUCGACACCGCUCUACCAUGAUGCUAUCAAGACGGUAGCCUCCUCAGAUGAUGACUCUCCCCCAGCGCGUUCCCCAAAUUUGCCGCCAAUGAACAAUCUUUCGGGCAUUAAUUCCCAGAAUCCUCGUCUUUCAGGUCCUAACCAGUCGGGCCCGAUGCCAACUCUUAGCCCAAUGGGAAUGACUCAGCCUCUAACUCACACUAACCAGAUGCCCUCUCCAAAUGCUAUGGGGCCCAGUAUACCUCCUCAUGGGGUCUCUGUUGGACCCGGCCUCAUGUCACAUAAUCCAAUGAUGGGUCAUGGUUCCCAAGAGCCGCCAAUGGUACCUCAAGGACGCCUGGGCUUCCCACAGGGCUUUCCUCCAGUACAGUCACCUCCCCAGCAGGUGCCAUUUCCACACAAUGGACCUAGUGGAGGACCAGGCAGCUUUCCAGCUGGAAUGAGCUUCCAUGGUGAAGGACCUCUGGGGCGUCCCACCAACAUGCCCCAAAGUUCAGCAGAUCCAGCACUUUGCAAGCCUGGAGGUCCUGUGGGACCAGACGCUUUCACUGUCCUAGGAAAUAAUAUGCCUUCAGUUUUUACUGAUCCAGAUCUGCAGGAAGUGAUUCGCCCUGGAGCCACUGGAAUACCAGAAUUUGACCUAUCCAGGAUUAUUCCAUCUGAGAAGCCUAGCCAGACACUACAAUAUUUCCCUCGUGGGGAAGUGCCAGGCCGCAAGCAACCCCAGGGUGUUGGGCCUGGCUUUUCUCACAUGCAGGGGAUGAUGGGAGACCAGAAUCCAAGAAUGGGGCUGGCAUUACCUGGCAUGGGAGGCCCGGGGCCAGUGGGCACACCAGAUAUCCCCCUCGGAACAGCAUCCUCCAUGCCAGGCCAUAACGUAAUGAGACCACCUGCCUUUCUGCAACAAGGCAUGAUGGGACCUCACCACCGGAUGAUGUCACCAGCACAAACAGCAAUGCCUGGCCAACCCACUCUUAUGAGCAACCCAGUAGGCAUGAUCCCAGGCAAGGACCGAGCUCCUGCUGGGCUCUAUAGCCACCCAGGACCUGUGGGUUCCCCUGGCAUGAUGAUGUCAAUGCAGGGCAUGAUAGGACCCCAACAGAACAUCAUGAUUCCUCCACAGAUGAGACCCCGGGGCAUGGCUGGUGAUGUAGGCAUGGGAGGAUUUAGCCAAGGCCCUGGAAACCCAGGGAACAUGAUGUUUUAAGCUGCUACAUAAAGACUGGAUGGUUCCAAUCCUUGUUGAGAUGAGAUUCCAGGUCCUGACAGCUCCAGGAGCACAGUUUGGCCAUGCAAUAGGUGAAAACGGACCAGAGGAUGCUUUGGGAAAUCUCGAAUGUAUGGAAUUACCUGAAAACAAAUGAAUUCAUUUUAACAGGUUGUUUUUUUAAGAUUUAUUUUUUAAAAAUUAUUUUUGUGUACUUGGGUAUCCUGUGAUGGCACCUGCUUUGAGAAUCUGUAGCUGUAUUUUGAGAAUUGCCAUUUGUCACAAGUUGCACCAUUCUCUGUAUGUUUACGUCCUUUGGACUGACUUCUCCCAGGACUCUGUUAUUUUGGGGGGUUAUUUUUGUGUACUGUACUAUAUUGUAAAAGGGAUUUUAGCAGAGACUUUAGUCUUUGGGGUGAGAGGCUGUUUACUUUUAGGUGGAAAAUCCAUCUUCAAAACUUUGGACUAUUUUCCUUCAACUCCAAUGUAUAGAAAAACCAAACUACGACCUCAGAGCAGAGUAUUAAUGAAAAGCACAAAAGGAACUUAAGUUCAGUGAGGGGGAAUCUUUUAAAAAAAAUAAGUUAAGGACAUAUUUUUCAAAUUAUGGAGUGCUGUCCAGCACCUUUUUGUCUCUCCCUCCCACUUCUUUAAAAAAAAGCCUCUUGGUCCUCCCUACCCCUUUACUGUCGUCUCCUCUGGCAGCUGCAAUACAUUGUAUUAUUUUGGGGAGCAUAUCUAGGAGAGCCCCUUCUCAUGCUGGGAGUGAUGCCACUUUCAGGAAGAGGCUGGACUUUGACACUGUUACAUCCUACAGUAGUCUUACUGUUUCUUAUAUCCCUUUUCUUAGAAACCCUGCCCCCCCCCCCCCAAGUGACUAUUAACGUGGGAGUGGAUCAGACACUAAAAGUUAUCCUGACUUUUUUGUGGCUAUUUUUUUUGUUCCCCAGCGUAAAACGUUCUGUGUAACCUCCAUUAAAUUUGGUACAAAACCACUUGCCAGGGCUGUGGUGUCAGAAAAAUAAAAUAUAUUGUUUCUUACAAAAAACAAACAAA